Molecule: messenger RNA, 219 nt
Organism: Spirometra erinaceieuropaei
Lineage: Eukaryota; Metazoa; Platyhelminthes; Cestoda; Diphyllobothriidea; Diphyllobothriidae
Source: the annotation of a GenBank genome assembly
AUGAAACUGCAACUCUACCUCCUUCUGCUCACGGCCAUCGUUUUGGGAACGUCGAUGAACGGCGCUAGGGUGUACGCUGCAGACAAGGAACAUGCUGAAAAGGAGACGGAGACACCACUGACUGGCGCUUGGGGUGGCGGUGGUGGUGAUCGAUGGGGUGGCGAUGGCGGUGACCGCUGGCAUGGCGGCGGCGGUGGUGGUGGUGGCCGCAAGUGGUGA